AUGGCGCGGUGGGCGCACGCGCUAUUGGUCGCGCUGGCGCUAACAGCCGCGCGCGCCUAUCUCAUCAUCGUCCCCGAUACAGCUCCACCAGGCUAUGUCGUCCUCGACGCAGCCGUCUACAAACUUGGCUCCGAACGCACUUACAACAUCGAUGUUCAUCGCACCGCCAACUUUGUCCACCACAUUCUCCGAGUCAACAGAACCAGCGGACUUGUAACAUUGCGUAAAAGACUAAGAUGUGACGGCGUCCUCUAUCCAAAUCUUUUCACAUUCUACGUUGAUUCAACCUCUGAACGCAUUCGAGAUAUCGACUAUUAUAGCUUACCGAUCAGAAUAUUGGUCGCAGGUGAGGAUUGCAGCAGGCGCCAUGCUGAUUUGUACGAUAUUGAUUUUGAUCGAGUUUACGAUCAAAAUGAUGCCGCUGCUCAAUAUGAAGAUGAUCACGUCAGGGAUAAGAGAGAGGUCAUCUAUCAAGAGAGUAUAGACUGGAGAUUGUUAGAAGAAAAUGAAUUAGGUUCUAGUCAAUAUAACGUGCUGUCGACAGCGUAUCCGUGGUCGAGCGCUAUGUUCGAGGACGUUUUCCUUAGAAAUAGUAGUAGGAAAAAGCGAUCUCUUCUAGUACCAUUUGAUAUGGCCAUAGAUGUAAAAAUAGCUGAAGCUAAACAGUGGAUUUCCGAAACCUACGCCAGUUUUGCUAUACCAACUACGGAUCGGUGGCAGGGAAUCUGUUUGAAAAAGUCUCAGUUUGUAAACUCUCUGACGGCAUUCUUACCGAGAACAGUGCAAAAAAUGUGUCGUGUUCAAUUUUUGGAUGUGAGUGAUCCUCGCUUUGUUAUCGAAAAUAGUCAAGGGGACUUGGUGGCGAGCAAUGACGUGUGUAUUCAAGAACCCAUGUGGAAAGUAUCUAUCCUUUUCACCUUUGACUGUGAACGGACUAAUAUUGUAGACUCGGACCACAGAUUAAAGAUAGUGUAUCACCAUCAAGAACUCAACGACACUGAUAUAGCGAGAAGGGUAAAAAGGGAACUGCGCAAUCAAUCACCAUACUUCGAACAAGCCUUGUAUGUGGCUUCCGUCGCUGAAGAACAACCGCCAGGAGUUAUAGUCACAACAGUUAGAGCACGUGAUCCAGAAAACAGUCCAGUUACGUACUCCAUGUCGAGUUUGCUGGAUUCCCGAUCUGCUGGCAUGUUUGCGGUCGACACUAGAACCGGUGUGGUGACCACGCAGGCCCGCCUGGAUCGAGAGAGACUUGACGUCCAUUACUUUAGAGUGGUAGCUCAGGAUGAUACGUUUCCACCGAGAAGUGGUACCACCACGCUUCAGAUAAACGUGUUGGACUGCAACGAUCAUGCGCCGAUAUUUGAAAUGCAGCAAUACGAAGCCUCGGUCAGAGAAGGCGCUAGUCCUGGAACAACUGUGUUAACACUGAAGGCUACAGACCAGGAUAUUGGAAAAAAUGCUGAGGUGGAAUACUCAAUCGAUUCAGUGAAAGCAGAAAGUCUUAAACCAGAAGAUAUCAACGAGUCAAUAGAUGGCGAACAAGUGGUCGCCCAAGACGUUUUCAGAGUAGACGGUAGGAGUGGUGCUCUACUAACUCGAGCGACGCUUGAUAGAGAAAAAGUUUCAAGAUAUACUGUUAUUGUUAAGGCUACGGAUCAAGCCAGUCCGCUAUCUGACAGGUUAUCUAGCAGCGCAACAAUUCAUGUAAAUAUACUGGAUGAUAACGACAACUAUCCUCAGUUCAGUGAGAAAACGUAUACAGUAAAUAUAGAUGAAGAUAUAAGUGUCGCUGACAACCCUGUUAUUGCUAGGAUCAAAGCAACAGACGCGGAUGUAGGAUCAAACGCGGCUAUCAGAUAUGCGAUCAUUGGGGGUAACACGCAAAUGCAGUUCUCAAUAGAUAGCCUGAGCGGAGACGUGUCGUUGGUCAAACCACUCGAUUAUGAGCAAGUACGAAGCUACCGCUUAGUGAUCAGAGCCCAAGACGGCGGUAGCCCAUCUCGUUCGAAUACAACACAAUUGCUGGUGAACGUCAAAGAUGUGAACGACAACGCGCCUCGUUUCUAUACGUCCUUGUUUCAAGAAUCUGUGAGCGAGAAUGUACCCGUCGGAUACAGUAUUGUGAGGGUGCAAGCAUACGACGCAGAUGAAGGUGUGAACGCGGAUUUAACGUAUACUCUAGCAGACAAGGACUACAACGGGAACAAUGAUUUGCCUAUUACGAUUGAUCCUCGGUCGGGAUGGGUGUACACUUCAACACAAUUGGACAGAGAAAUUCAAUCGAAGUACCAGCUUGAAGUCACAGCAACAGACAACGGAACACCACCGCGAUCUGCAACCGCCUCGGUAGUAGUUGUAAUACAAGACGUAAAUGAUAACGAUCCCGUUUUCUCCCCCCCACAAUACGAGGUAGAGUUAGCGGAAGACGAACCGCCCGGAACUCCUGUUGUCACCGUUACUGCCACUGACGCUGAUGAAGAUAAUCGAUUACACUACGAAAUCACUGGCGGUAACACACGCGGUCGUUUCUCUAUAACUUCACAAAAUGGCCGCGGGCUAAUAACAGUCGCUCAGCCGUUAGACUUCAAACAGGAACGGAGAUACGUUCUAACAGUGACUGCUACUGACUCUGGAGGGAGAUCUGAUACAGCCAUGGUCCAUAUCAAUAUAACUGAUGCGAAUAACUACGCACCAGUCUUUGAAAAUGCGCCUUAUACUGCUUCAGUUUUCGAAGACGCGCCAAUCGGUACGACGGUUCUAGUAGUUUCCGCGACUGACAGCGACGUGGGAGUAAAUGCACAGAUAACGUACACGCUAAGUUCGGAAAUAUCCAACGAGGCUGUUGCUCAUCACGAACAGGAAUUCCUUAUUAACCCACAAACCGGUGCCAUCACUACCAAUAGACUACUUGAUCGAGAAACUAUGAGUGGUUAUUUGUUAACGGUGACUGCUCGGGAUGGAGGUGUGCCGUCUCUGUCUGAUACGACGGAUGUAGAGAUCUCUGUAGUAGAUGUCAAUGACAAUGAACCGGUAUUCAAACAACAGCUUUACACUGCUAGUAUUGUGGAAGAUGCCUUAGUUGGUACAUCCGUAACUCAAGUUAGCGCGACCGAUGCGGAUGUAGGGCUAAACGGUAGAGUACAUUACGAGCUAGAGACUAGAGAUAAGGAGGAAGGAUCGUUUGUGAUCGACCCUGCAUCCGGAGUUAUAAGAACUAAUAAGGCGUUAGACAGAGAAUCUGUAGCCAUUUACGAUUUGAAGGCUUUAGCUAUAGAUGGCGGGACCCCUCCGCAAAGUGCCACAGUAAUAGUACACAUAAAAGUGGAAGAUAUAAACGAUUCGCCGCCAGUUUUCGAGAGUGAUUGUCUGACAUUUUACGUGCCGGAGAACAGUCCAAUCGGUACCACUGUUGGGUCUAUUCAUGCACACGAUCCGGACGAAGGUCCCAACGCUGUUGUACAUUACUCCAUUAAAGGCGGAGACGAUUCCAACAGCUUUUCCUUAGAAACACGCCAAGGUUCAGACAGAGCUGAGCUAGUGACAAUGGUAGACCUUGAUUAUGAAAGUCCUAGGAAAAAAUAUGAGCUCGUUAUAAGAGCCGCAAGUCCACCGCUUUGGAAUGACGUUAGAGUUGAAAUUUUAGUCACUGAUAUGAACGAUAACGCCCCCAUGAUGAAGGAUUUUCAGAUAAUUUUCAAUAAUUACAAGGAUUGUUUUCCCGUUGGUCCGUUUGGUAGAGUACCAGCGUAUGAUGCGGAUGUUACUGACAAGUUACAAUAUCGAAUUUUGUCCGGGAACAACGCAAAUUUGGUGCUCCUUAAUGAGACUACUGGUGCGAUGACCUUGUCACCUCAACUAAAUACAAACGUUCCCAAAUUGGCUACUAUGGAAAUAUCUGUAACAGAUGGGGUGAAUGAAGUUAAAGCUAUCAUGCAACUAUUAGUUCGACUUAUAACAGAAGAAAUGCUGUUCAACUCAAUAACGGUUCGUUUGAACGACAUGACAGCUGAACAAUUCCUGUCGCCUUUGCUCGGAUUCUUCAUUGACGGUCUAGCAGCUAUCAUACCUUGUCCGAAAGAGAACAUUUACAUAUUUAGUGUACAAGACGAUACAGAUGUAACCGGAAACAUACUGAACGUAUCGUUUUCUGCUCGUCGACCGGAAGCAGAGGUUGGUAUUGGAGGCGAUACGUCUCAAUACUAUUCGCCAACGCACUUGCGUGAACGAGUGUACUUGCAUCGUUCGACACUGGCGCGUUUAGCUACUGUACAGGUUCUUCCCUUUGACGACAACAUCUGCGUGCACGAGCCCUGCCUCAACUAUGAAGAAUGUCUCACCGUUUUAAAAUUCGGAAACGCGUCUGGCUUCAUACAUAGUGACUCUGUACUAUUUCGUCCGAUUUAUCCUGUCACUACGUUUACCUGCCAAUGCCCACAAGGAUUUACUGGAUCCCGCGAGCACUAUAUGUGCGACACGGAGGUAGACCUGUGCUACUCAUCGCCUUGCCGCAACAACGGCACCUGUGUAACUCGCGAGGGAGGAUAUAGUUGCGUAUGCGCACCCGGAUAUACCGGUGUCAACUGUGAAACUAUCCUAACAAAAGCGACAUGUGACAUGAACGGCGACGGCAGUAUAUGUCGCAGUGGGUCACAGUGUGUGGCAAAACGAGAGGGGGGUAUUCUGUGUCAAGGUUGCAACAUAGACUCUGCUUACACCACAUCUAUGUGCGAGUUGAAAGCUAGAAGCUUUCCAGUGACGUCAUUCUUGACUUUCCCGGGGAUCAAGAGACGGCAUCGGUUCCAUUUGAAGUUAAAAUUCGCAACCCAAACAUCAUCCGGUCUACUCUUAUACAAUGGUCGAUACAACGAAAGGCACGACUUCAUAGCAUUAGAGGUGAUCAGUUCCAACGCCGGUCGUGGCGGGGGGGCAGGUUUGAGGUUCACCUUCGCCUUGGGAGGGGGGAAAACUGAAGUGACAGUAGAGGGUGAUGUGGCUAACGGAAUGUGGCAUACCGUUGAAGUGGAAUAUUUUAACCGGACUGCAACAAUGAUCUUGGAUGAUUGUGACAAAAUGCUGUCAUUGGCGGGCGCCGCUGAUUUCGGUGUGAAGUACGCAUGCGCGAAUUUUACGAAAAAAGUGUUGCCACCACGAUGCGAUAUUCCAACCGAAGUUUGCCACAGAUUCCUCGACCUGACGGGACCCUUACAAAUUGGAGGACUACCGAACAUACCAAGCAGUUUCCAAGUUAAGAACAAAGACUUCGUCGGCUGCAUAUCUGACUUGUAUAUCGACCACAAAUUUGUAGAUCUUAACAGUUACGUAGCAGAUAACGGAACUCUAGCCGGCUGUCCGGAGAAGAGGUCUCAAUGUAGUAGCGCACCUUGCUAUAAUGAUGGGGAGUGCCUUGAUCUAUGGGAUACCUUCUUGUGUCGGUGUAGAGAGGGAUACACUGGGAAGGAUUGCGCAGAAUCCGCGGCGCCGCCGUGGCGCUUCAGCGGCGACGGCUCGCUGUCGUUCAACCCGCUGCUGCGGCCCAUCACGCUGCCGUGGCUCAACGCGCUGUCGCUGCGCACGCGCCAGCCCGACGCCUUCCUCAUGUCCGUGCAAGUCGGCCAGAACAGCUCCGUGCUGCUCUCCCUGAAAUCUGGUCUCCUCCACUAUUCAUACAACGGCGAAACAAUGUUCCUACCAUCACCUACUCUAGCUGAUGGUGACUGGCAUCGUAUUGAAAUCAAAUGGUUGGGAACAGAUAUAUCAGUAACCAUAGAUUAUGGCCUGCGAAACGCCUUGCUGCCGAUGCUAGCUAACAAAAUACAGGGACAAUAUAUUGGAAAAAUUUUAAUUGGUGGACCUGAUACCACAGCUGGUCUACUCGCCUCUGAUGUUGGGUACUUUGAAGGAUGUAUUCAGGAUGUACGAGUAGGAACAGCGCAGUCGUUACUAAACCGACCCACGGUACGAGAAAAUGUAAGAGACGGAUGUCAAUCGCGAGCUGACUGUUUGCUAUCUAUUUGUCCACCUAAUAGCAAAUGCGUAUCAACGUGGGAUAAUACGGAGUGUAUAUGUGACAAAGGGCGGGUAGGGCCGCAGUGCGUCGCCGCUUGCGACCUCAACCCUUGCAGCGAGCACGCACGGUGCGUACCCGACGACACCGACAGAGGGUACCACUGUUCCUGUGACGAUGGGUACAUUAUGACUGCGGCGGGCUGCGCGGCGGCGGGGCGCGCGCAGUGCCCGGGCGGCUGGUGGGGGGCGCGCGCCUGCGGGCCCUGCGCCUGCGCCGCGCGCGGCCUGCACCCGCACUGCGACGCGCGCUCCGGCCGCUGCCGCUGCAAGGAAAACCACUACCAGCCGGCUGGCUCCGAGGAAUGUUUUCCGUGCCAGUGUUACGCGGCGGGUUCGCUGAAUGGCUCGUGUGCCGCGUCCGGGCAAUGCCACUGCCGUAGCGGUGUCAUCGGUCGAGCCUGUGACUCCUGUGCUAAUGUAUAUGCAGAGGUCACACCAAGCGCUGGAUGCAAAGUCGUAUACGAUGGGUGUCCGAGAUCCUUUGCGGGUGGAGUUUGGUGGCCUCAAACCAAGUUCAAUAUCGAAGCAAUUACAGACUGCCCACCGGGUUCAAGUGGCAAAGCAACUCGCAUGUGCGAUGAAAAGCAAGUUGUUCCAUGGCUCGAGCCAGACAUGUUUAACUGUACGUCUUCCACGUUUCUUCAGUUACGGAAGCAGCUACACAAAAUAGAAACAGGUGAGCUGCAAGUGAACACGUUCGUGGGCGUGCGGCUAGCGGAAGAACUAGCAUCAGCGUGUGAGCGGACGACAGUACUCUUUGGAGCUGAUGUACUGGUGGCCAGUGGGUUGUUGCAAGAAUUACUGCGGUACGAGCUGAGGCAAGCGGGGCUUAACCUUACGCACAGCCAGGAUAAGGACUACGUGCGGAACAUAAUAAAAUCUUCAAAUACGAUCUUAAAUAAUAUGUACGAAAAAGAAUGGAAUCGCAUCAGAGAACUAACCGAAGUUGGUGUAGAGCAUUUACUGCAACAGUUCGACAAAUAUAUCGCAGUGCUAGCUGAAAGCCAACACGACACCUACACCAGUCCGUUUGAAAUCGUUACUUCAGAUUUAGUAAUCGGAGUAGAUAUUGUAACAGCCGAAUCAAUUUACGGAUUCGAACCUACAACAUUAAACCGGUACGGUGAUUCGUAUACAACUGAACGAGUGGUGCUGCCGGAUACUUCAUCUUUCAUACACUCUCCCUUACAAACGCCAGGUUAUUAUGGUAUUAAAGCGAAGAACAAGAAACCGUCAAGUCCCACCGUUUCUUUUCCAAAGUAUAACAAUUACGUGAAAAGUAAAAAUAAGUUUGAUAAGUUUACAAGAGUUCUUCUGCCGUUAGAUUUAAUUGGAAUUAGUAAUACUCAAGAUAAUAUAGAAACAAACUACGAUUCCCGCGCUGUUUUCUCAUACUUGCAAUACUCUCGCAACACAUCCCAACUAAUGCCUCUACGUAUGGACGAAUCCGUCACUAGACGUUGGGGUGUGAACAUUACUUUGGGUUCGCCCAUUUUACAAGUAGCGUUAUUCGUGCCCGAAUAUAUUUGGUACAGAGAGACGAAAGAGACUGAAGAUAAUUCUGAAAAUAAUAUUGAAGAUACAGAAGGAAUAAUGUAUUCUAACAAAGGUCAGCCACACCCAAAUCAAGUAAACAAUCAUAAAACAAAUAACGUUCAUUCGAAACACAAUUCUUGGCCACAAUCAGAAGACGAAGGUUCUAACGAUAAUCACGGACCAGUUGUUAUUCAACCAGCUUAUAAGAAACAAGAAAAGUCAUACGUGAAUGACAAUUUUCAAGAAAAUGAUUCUUCAUACGUUGCGGAAAGACUAGAAAAUUCUGAUGGGCCAAAGAUCUUGGCAUUGGUUAUGGAUAACGAAAUAGCUAAUAAAGAUGCCAAUUUAACGAAAGACAUUGGGAAGAAGACAUUAAUAUACAAGAGCUUGAAUGGUGUACGAUUAAAGAAACCAAUUAGGUUACAGAUUUGGCUCGAUAUUAAUAGAGAGACGUUUGGUUCAAGAACUAAUCCCCAAUGUGUUCAUUGGUCAACAUUGCGAGGCUCUGGUGAAUGGUCACGAGUCGGUUGUCACACGGAAAUUGACUACGACUGGUCGCCGUAUUCCGAUGAACCCUUACUCAUUAAUUGUACCUGCAAUCAUCUCUCUACAUUCGCUGUUCUAGUCGACGAAGUGGAUAUUGAAUUCAUCCCGGAGCCGUCAAUGCUCGAAUCGGUAACAUCAUACACUGGGUUCAGUAUUUCGUUACCGCUGCUAGCUUGGACUUGGCUGGCGCUCUGUCUCAUGCGUGGCGGCGCUGCCACCGUUUCAAAUUCCAUACAUAAGCACCUAAUCUUCUGCGUUUUCAUGGCUGAACUACUGUAUUUGAUCGCUAUGAAGGCAAGGAACUCGCUGGUACAAAAUGAGUUCGCGUGCCGCGUGGUGGCGAUGGGGCUGCACUACUGGUGGGUGAGCGCGCUGGCGUGGGCCGCGUGCGACGCGUGGCAGCUGCGGCGGCUGGUGCGCGAGCUGCGCGACGUGAACCACGGCGGGCUGGCGGCGCAGCUGGCGGCCGCCUACGCCGCGCCCGCCGUGGCGCUGGCGCUCGCCGCCGCGCACCACCAGCACCAGUACGGGAACGCGCUCUUCUGCUGGGUAAGCUGCCACGAGGCAGUGGUUUGGUGGGUGGUGAUCCCAGCCGCCGUGUACGCGGGCGCCGCGCUCGUGUUCCUGGUGGGUGCCACCCGCGCCGCUUUCACUGUAAGAGAUCACGUGAUCGGCUUCGGUAAUUUGAGGCUGCUGCUGGCGGUGAGCGUGCUGUGCCUGCCGCUGCAGCUGGGCGCGUGGGCGAGCGCGCUGCUGCUGGCCAGCGAGCCGGCGCGCCGCGACGCGCUCAGCGCGCUGCUGGCCGCCGCCGUGGCGCUGCACGCCGCCGCCGCCGCGCUGGGCCACACCGCGCUCAACGUGCGCGUGCGCGACAACCUCCGGAGGUCUGUAUUAAGAUGUCUUGGGAAGAAAGUACCGCCCGCCGAUACAUCUGUUAUUAUAAGCACAAGUGCCCAGAAUCUCUCACAAGUUAACAGGUCUGCACUAGCUUACCACAGUAGCACAGAGCCGGGUCGACAACUGCGGAACAUCGGAAUAUCCGCUUCAUCUACUACCUCAAGAUCCACGACAAAAACCAGUUCCAGUCCUUACAGUCGUAGUGACGGUCAACUUCGCCACACAAGUACGUCCACUUCCAACUACAACACAAGUGCAAGCGACAUGCCGGCUUAUUUAAGAGGAUUCGAUUCUUCGUUACAUACGAAAAAAGAUGAUGAGAGCCGCCGCCGCAAGUCUCGAGGGGACGCGGAGGGCACGGAGGGCACGGACAGCGAGAGCGAGGCGUCGGCGCGCAGCCUGGAGCUGGCGUCCAGCCACUCGUCCGACGACGACGACUCCGCCUCGCGCCGCUCCGGCCGCCCGCCCGCCCUCCGAGAUCGAGGCACUAAUAGCACAGGAGGAAAUUACCUACCCAAUAUCACAGAGGGAGCACCCCUGGCCAUCACACCAAGAUGGCCUUCCCAUAUUCGAGAAGAAAUGAAUCAACCAGAAAUGAAUCGUUGGUCACAAGAGACAGGGUCAGAAGAGGGAAUGAAUCCUGGACCCGCGACACCGUCUCCAAACCCUUUGCCCAAUCCUGACUUAACAUCGGACGUGUACCAAUUGAGUCGACAUCGGCUAAAACCUUCAAUAUUGGAAAAUGUCCAUGACACGUAUGUGGCCAGCGUGGACGCAUCGAGGCUACCACUAGAUAACAGAUACGGUGUAAUGGACGAUGAAUUGAUGUAUGGAGUCAUGCCAAACGAUACCGAGAAGCAAAUUCCUUACGAUCCAAAUUAUCCAAUAUCGCCAACAAUGUACAGACUACCCACAAAUCCAUAUGGUUCCAAAACGUAUCUAUCUUCACGGACAUCUGACUACGGAUAUAGCCCAACUAAAUAUUUGAACACUGAUCCCAGUGUUUACGGAUCCCGGGAUUUCCGGGAUUCGACUGUCACAACAAGAGAGCACGAUGGCUACCCUCCACGGGAUUUCCGAGAUUCUGGGAUUGCUACUAUGUUAAAAAAUGAUUAUCAGAGGAAAAUGGAAGGACAUUAUGAUUACAACGAGAGAAUGUCGGACGGUUCGGAGAAACACCAUCCCCACGAUAAAUAUCUGUUCCCAUAUACAGCGGAGGAAGACCAUAUUAGUGUGCGUGGUACGCAGUCGCCUCAACGUCUCAACACUGAUGUUCAUACAGGAGAAGUCCCACAGCAAAUGGGUGCGCCGCUAGCUAGCAUGGGAGAAACUAGCGAGAAAUCUACUACUGAAGAUGAUGCAGAAACGCGAGUCUGA
Molecule: messenger RNA, 10425 nt
Organism: Melitaea cinxia (Glanville fritillary)
Lineage: Eukaryota; Metazoa; Arthropoda; Insecta; Lepidoptera; Nymphalidae
Gene: stan
Product: protocadherin-like wing polarity protein stan
Exons: 53
Coding region: 1-10425 (3474 amino acids)
Biological process (GO): G protein-coupled receptor signaling pathway; cell surface receptor signaling pathway; homophilic cell-cell adhesion
Cellular component (GO): plasma membrane
Molecular function (GO): G protein-coupled receptor activity; calcium ion binding
Source: RefSeq, a predicted model, not a curated record